AUGGCACCAGAGAGGAGAGUUACGCCAGGCAUGAGUAGGGAUGGAGACAUGAUGGAGGAGAACAAGAGGAGAGCAUUGGAGGAGCUUAGCAGAGCAAUGGGGCAGGACCUUGGAGUGGAAGAUAGUGUGGGGGAAUCAAUUCAAGGAGAUGAGUUCGUUCUGCCAGUGCCUUCUAAUCCUCCUACCCCUGCGGCUAAUGCUCUCCCACCUGUAGGAUCCCCAGUUGGAUCAGAUCAAACCCCACACCCACGAGAAAACACUGGGAGUGCAACGGACUUCGGAGAAGAAGGGACACAAGGGGUGAUGUUAGCCUUGAUGCAGAUGGUGGCAAAUAUGAACAAGGACAUGAUGGAGGAGGAGAAGAAAGAAGAGAAGAACAAGGAGAAGGGGCAACCUUUGGCGCAGGGUGGGGUCCAGGCGACUAUGAUGUUGACGGUGGGGAGGAGUGCACCACUGAACCUCGACGAACUUCGCCGAAGAUGGCCUAGGCCAAGCUCCGAUCUGAGGCAGACAAGGAGGAAAGAAGGGAAGUGUACGGAGUGUGGUGAAACGGGACAUUGGCUGAAGGAAUGUCCUGUAAGGCAGGCUAAGGUGAAGGCUGGAUUGUUGCCUCCAUGGGGGGAGAAGUUUGGAGAACGCGGUGGAGGAUCGGGGGGGAACGCAGUACCUCUGGGGCAGAGGAGGAACUUGGUCGCAGUUGGAGGCAAAGGAGAGAUGGAAGGGGACCAGGGAAAAGAAGAGGACCUGUCGCAGUAG
Tremella mesenterica DSM 1558 is the source of this 756-nucleotide messenger RNA. RefSeq lists its product as uncharacterized. Lineage: Eukaryota; Fungi; Basidiomycota; Tremellomycetes; Tremellales; Tremellaceae. The coding region runs from base 1 to 756 and encodes 251 amino acids. The record is from RefSeq and is a predicted model, not a curated record. The transcript has 2 exons. Gene Ontology annotation, molecular function: zinc ion binding; nucleic acid binding.